Messenger RNA from Staurois parvus, 312 nucleotides. The record is from the annotation of a GenBank genome assembly. Lineage: Eukaryota; Metazoa; Chordata; Amphibia; Anura; Ranidae.
CUAGACUCCCAUCUGUCCUUCCAGCCCCAAAUCCAUUCACUGUCCAAAUCCGUUCUGUAUCUGCCACCCCUCUCUGCCAAUCCCUCCACUGGCCUCCAAUCAGUGUCCUCCAUCCCUCUCUGCCAAUCCCUCCACUGGCCUCUACUCAGUGUCCUCCAUCCCUCUCUGCCAAUCCCUCUACUGACCUCCACUCAGUGUCCUCCACCCCCCUCUGCCAAUCCCUCCACUGGCCUCCACUCAGUGUCCUCCACCCCCCUCUGCCAAUCCCUCCACUGGCCUCCACUCAGUGUCCUCCACACAUCUCUGCCAUUC